Messenger RNA from Alternaria alternata, 1626 nucleotides. Its product is annotated as glycoside hydrolase. The record is from RefSeq and is a predicted model, not a curated record. Lineage: Eukaryota; Fungi; Ascomycota; Dothideomycetes; Pleosporales; Pleosporaceae. Bases 331 to 1368 code for a protein of 345 amino acids. Gene Ontology annotation, molecular function: hydrolase activity, hydrolyzing O-glycosyl compounds. Gene Ontology annotation, biological process: carbohydrate metabolic process. The transcript has a single exon.
UAACACAUAGGAUUAGCCCCAUACAGAGUCUACAGUUGCUCAGUGGCUAUGCAACACCACGCACGACCUUGGGAAGGUCGCAACUGUCGCCAUUCUAGGUACGCUAUGUCCUCCUAGGUACACACUAUCGUGAUCUGGCAAGUGCCGUCGACGAGUAUAGUACUAUUCUCCGACUUCAAAAUACUCCAGCGGAUCAGCCAUGUCAUGGCUGCAGCAUGGCAAGACUCGUGUUUCAUUCAUAUAUAAAUCGACCAAACCUUCCCAUACAGUAGGCACAUAGCACCGAAAAACAAGCAGCGCGAACAAUACGAACGACGCGAACCUGGCAAGAUGGCUUUCGGCACAAACUUCAAAGUUCUUGGUACCAUGACAACCACUCUGUUACUCCUUACCGCCGUCAAAGCUAGCAUCGCAAUCCCCAGCACCGGCACUACAUCGCUGAGAGAAGAGGCGUAUAAGAAGAACAUCACGAUUGGAUCUGGAGCUAUCAACCCGACAUACCUUGAAGAUCCUAUCUUCGCAGCUAUCCUCGCUGAGCAAUUCAACAGCUUGCAUCCUGAGAAUGAGAUGAAAUGGUCUUUCAUCAACCCUUCACCAGGCCAUUACAACUGGGAUCCUAUCGACCGUCUCGUUGACUUCGCCAACGAACAUGACAUGUUGGUCAAAGGGCACGGACUCAUCUCGAGCUGCUGCAAUCCCGACUUUGUAGUCAACAUCACCAAUCCCAAAGCGUUGCGUGCCGCGAUGACGACUCAUUUCGAAGCUAUCAUGCAUCGGUACGAAGGACAAAUCGACCGAUGGGACGUGGUCACUGAGGCUCUCAAAACUAUGGGUGGAGGCUUGAAUGAGAAUGACUUCUCCAGAAAACUUGGUCCAGGCUACAUCAACGAAGCUUUCCGCAUCGCACGGGCUGCGUCCCCUGGAGCCAAGUUAUACAUCAACGAAAACCAAGUAGAAGUGCUUCCCGGCAAGCGUCAAGAGCUCCAAGAUCUGGUUUCUGGACUCGUUGCAGACGGCGUUCCAAUCGAUGGAGUUGCCCUGCAGAUGCACAUCACCGAAGUGGCUCCGGUACCCGGCGUGAUAACCGACAUGGUUCGUUUCUACAAAGCGCUCGGGCUGCAAGUCGAGAUCGCUGAAAUGGACGUGCACACACUCAAUAAAACACUCGAGACUCAGAUCUAUGGUGCCGUCAUUAAGGAGGCUUUGGAGGCAGGAAUUACCGAUAUCAACUUCUGGGGCUUUACUGAUAAGCAUGCUUACACUUGGGUGCCAGGCGCAAAGCCCCUCAUGUUUGAUGAGAACUACAAACCAAAGGGAGCUUUCUAUGCGACUCAUAGUGCUCUAGAGGAGUUUGUCGACGAAUGCUAGCUAGACCAUGUUGUAUCACGUUGUCUCAGACAUCACGUCGUAACAACGUCAGACAAUGUCCCUUAGAUGGCGGUGUUACACGGGGUUAGGCUAUACUUCUCUAAGCUCGGUCCGUACUAAGGCGAGGUAGACUAAAGCGGUAGUCCGUGAGGUAAUGUAUGGAAUGAUUAGGUGGAAAAGAGUUAUCGUUGUAACUAAAGGAUAAACAAUACUAAUUCUAUAAGCGAUAGAAUAACUAGUUAACAAUCUGUGUAAGAG